CCUGGUCGGGGACUCUCGCGGACCUCGGCUCGCCCGAGAGGAAGUGGAGGCGCGGCACCUUCGGACUCUGGGGCGCUGUCUCGCCGCGGUGUCCCUGCGGCCGUUUUACAGAAGCAGGCAACAGGAACAAGAUGUGAACUGUUUCUCUCCUGCAGAAAAAGGCCCUUCCUCCAGCUCCCGCUUUGGAGGGUAUGGAUCCUGGCUCUUCUCUAUUGCGGCAGUAAAGGCGAGGGUGUCAAAAGCUACCAAUGUUCUGAAAAAGUCUUCAUGGGAAUGGCUUGCCUUAUGGUGACAGAGAUGGAAGCAACAUCCACAUCUCCUAAACAUCAGAAUGGUGAUAUUUCUGGAAAUGCUAAUUCUGUGAAGCAAAUAGAUUCAGUCCUUCAGGUGUAUCUUUACCAUUCCGUUGGGAAAGCUGAGGGAGAUUAUCUGAAGUUUCCAACUGGAGAGUAUGUUGCAGAAGAAAUUUGUGUUGCUGCUUCUAAAGCCUGUGGUAUCACACCUGUGUAUCAUAAUAUGUUUGCUUUAAUGAGUGAAACAGAAAGGAUCUGGUAUCCGCCCAACCAUGUCUUCCAUAUAGAUGAGUCAUCCAGGCAUAAUGUACUCUACAGAAUAAGAUUUUAUUUUCCUCACUGGUAUUGCAGUGGAAACAACAGAACUUAUCGAUACGGAAUAUCUCGAGGUGCUGAAGCUCCUCUUCUUGAUGAUUUUGUCAUGUCUUACCUUUUUGCUCAGUGGCGGCAUGAUUUUGUGCAUGGAUGGAUAAAAGUACCCGUAACUCACGAAACCCAGGAAGAAUGUCUUGGAAUGGCAGUGUUAGAUAUGAUGAGAAUAGCCAAAGAAAAAGAUCAAACUCCAUUGGCUAUCUAUAACUCAAUCAGUUACAAGACAUUCUUACCAAAAUGUGUUCGAGCAAAGAUCCAAGACUAUCAUAUUUUGACAAGGAAGAGAAUAAGGUACAGAUUUCGCAGAUUUAUUCAGCAGUUCAGUCAAUGCAAAGCUACUGCCAGAAACUUGAAACUUAAGUAUCUUAUAAAUCUGGAGACUCUUCAGUCUGCCUUCUACACAGAGCAAUUUGAAGUAAAAGAACCUGGAAGAGGUCCUUCAGGUGAGGAGAUUUUUGCAACCAUUACAAUAACUGGAAACGGUGGAAUUCAGUGGUCAAGAGGGAAACAUAAAGAAAGUGAGACUCUGACAGAACAGAAUUUACAGUUGUAUUGUGAUUUUCCUGAUAUUAUUGAUGUCAGUAUUAAGCAAGCAAACCAGGAAGGCUCAAAUGAAAGUAGGAUUGUAACUAUCCAUAAGCAAGAUGGUAAAAAUUUGGAAAUUGAACUGAGCUCAUUAAGGGAAGCUUUGUCUUUUGUGUCAUUGAUUGAUGGCUAUUACAGACUGACUGCAGAUGCUCAUCAUUACCUCUGUAAAGAGGUGGCACCCCCAGCAGUGCUUGAAAACAUACAGAGCAACUGUCAUGGCCCCAUUUCAAUGGAUUUUGCCAUCAGUAAACUGAAAAAAGCAGGUAAUCAGACUGGACUAUAUGUACUUCGGUGCAGUCCUAAGGACUUUAAUAAGUAUUUUCUGACUUUUGCUGUUGAGCGAGAAAAUGUCAUUGAAUAUAAACACUGUUUGAUUACAAAAAAUGAGAAUAGAGAGUAUAACCUCAGUGGGACUAAGAAGAACUUCAGUAAUCUUAAAGAUCUUUUGAAUUGCUACCAGAUGGAAACUGUUCGCUCAGACAGUAUAAUUUUCCAGUUUACUAAAUGCUGUCCUCCAAAACCAAAAGAUAAAUCAAACCUUCUAGUCUUUAGAACCAAUGGUGUUUCUGAUGUAUCAACUUCACCAGCAUUACAGAGGCAUAAUAAUGUGAAUCAAAUGGUGUUUCACAAAAUCAGAAAUGAAGAUUUGAUAUUUAAUGAAAGCCUUGGCCAAGGGACUUUCACAAAAAUUUUUAAAGGAGUAAGAAGAGAAGUAGGAGACUAUGGUCAACUUCAUGAAACAGAAGUUCUAUUGAAAGUUCUGGAUAAAGCACACAGAAACUAUUCAGAGUCUUUUUUUGAAGCAGCAAGCAUGAUGAGUCAGCUUUCUCACAAGCAUUUGGUUUUAAAUUAUGGUGUAUGUGUCUGUGGAGAAGAAAAUAUUCUGGUUCAGGAGUUUGUAAAAUUUGGAUCAUUAGAUACAUACCUGAAAAAGAAUAAAAAUUCUAUAAAUAUAUUAUGGAAACUUGAAGUGGCUAAACAGAUGGCAUGGGCUAUGCAUUUUCUAGAAGAAAAAAACCUUAUUCAUGGAAAUGUAUGUGCCAAAAAUAUUCUACUUAUCAGGGAAGAAGACAGGAAGACAGGAAAUCCUCCUUUCAUCAAACUUAGUGAUCCUGGCAUUAGUAUUACAGUUUUACCAAAGGACAUUCUUCAGGAGAGAAUACCAUGGGUACCACCAGAAUGCAUUGAAAAUCCUAAAAAUCUAAAUUUGGCCACAGACAAAUGGAGUUUUGGUACCACUUUGUGGGAAAUCUGCAGUGGAGGAGACAAGCCUCUGAGUGCUCUAGAUUCUCAAAGAAAACUACAGUUUUAUGAAGAUAGGCACCAGCUCCCUGCACCAAAGUGGACAGAAUUAGCGAACCUUAUAAAUAAUUGUAUGGAUUAUGAACCAGAUUUUAGGCCUUCUUUCAGAGCCAUCAUCCGAGAUCUUAACAGUUUAUUUACUCCAGAUUAUGAACUAUUAACAGAAAAUGACAUGUUACCAAACAUCAGGAUAGGUGCCUUAGGGUUUUCUGGUGCUUUUGAAGACAGAGACCCUACACAAUUUGAAGAGAGACACUUGAAAUUUCUACAGCAACUUGGCAAGGGUAAUUUUGGCAGUGUGGAGAUGUGCCGGUAUGACCCUCUACAGGAUAACACAGGGGAGGUGGUAGCUGUAAAAAAGCUCCAGCACAGUACUGAAGAGCACCUCAGAGACUUCGAAAGGGAAAUUGAAAUCUUGAAAUCCCUACAGCAUGACAACAUUGUAAAGUACAAAGGAGUCUGCUACAGUGCUGGCCGGCGUAAUCUCAGAUUAAUUAUGGAAUAUUUACCAUAUGGAAGUUUACGCGACUAUCUCCAAAAACACAAAGAACGGAUAGAUCACAAAAAACUUCUGCAGUACACAUAUCAGAUAUGCAAGGGUAUGGAGUACCUUGGCACAAAAAGAUAUAUACACAGGGAUCUGGCAACAAGAAAUAUUUUGGUGGAGAAUGAGAACAGAGUUAAAAUUGGAGACUUUGGAUUAACCAAAGUUUUGCCACAAGACAAAGAAUACUACAAAGUGAAAGAACCAGGUGAAAGUCCUAUAUUCUGGUAUGCUCCAGAAUCGCUGACAGAGAGCAAGUUUUCUGUGGCCUCUGACGUUUGGAGUUUUGGAGUAGUUCUGUAUGAACUUUUCACAUAUAUUGAGAAGAGUAAAAGUCCACCUGCAGAGUUCAUGCGUAUGAUUGGAAAUGACAAACAAGGACAGAUGAUUGUGUUCCAUUUGAUAGAACUCCUAAAGAAUAAUGGAAGAUUACCACGACCAGAUGGAUGCCCAGAUGAGAUUUAUAUGAUCAUGACAGAAUGCUGGAACAAUAAUGUAAACCAACGCCCUUCCUUUAGGGACCUAGCACUUCGAGUGGAUCAAAUAAGGGACAACAUGGCUGGAUGAAAGAAACAACCUUUAUUCUCAGACUAAAGCAGACUUACAGAACAAAGUUUUGUAUUUAACAGUGCUGUGGACUAUUAUUACACAUACAGUUAUUACACACAUCAUGAUCUAGCCAGCAAAGAUGUGAAAGUAUCUGCUCAAAACUUUCAAAGCAGGCCUGCGGAUUUAGCUCAGUGGCACAGUGCCUGCCUAGCAAGUGCAAGAUCCUGAGUUCGAUCCUUGGUA
Molecule: messenger RNA, 3891 nt
Organism: Fukomys damarensis (Damara mole-rat)
Lineage: Eukaryota; Metazoa; Chordata; Mammalia; Rodentia; Bathyergidae
Gene: Jak2
Product: Janus kinase 2
Exons: 25
Coding region: 268-3666 (1132 amino acids)
Biological process (GO): cell surface receptor signaling pathway via JAK-STAT; peptidyl-tyrosine phosphorylation; cell differentiation
Cellular component (GO): cytoskeleton; cytosol; membrane
Molecular function (GO): ATP binding; histone binding; non-membrane spanning protein tyrosine kinase activity
Source: RefSeq, a predicted model, not a curated record